AUGCCUUAUGGUCAACUGGAAAUAACCGUUGUUGAAGCUAAAAAACUUAAAGAUACCGACUUUUUCGAUAAGGCGGACCCUUACGUUAGUUUGUCUAUGGACAAACAAAAUAAGCAAAAAACUCGCGUUAUCAAGGAUGCUGGAAGUGAAGCAACUUGGAAUGAAAAGUUCACGUUUGAUGUUUUAGAAGGUCGAAAUGAACUUUUCCUUGAAGUAUUUGAUGAGGAUGUUGUUAAUGAUGAGUUAAUAGGGGGGACCACGAUACCUCUAUAUCAGGUUUUUCAACAAGGAUAUACUGAGCAGUGGGUUAAUAUCACACGUCCCACCGGGAAACCUUCAGGGGAAAUUCAUUUAUUUAUGAGUUUUAAGAAUCAAGGUCCAACUUCGGGACCUCCAGGGCAUACCCCAUAUCCAGUUCCAGGUGGGUCAGGUUAUUUUUCACCUCCAAAUUCUGGUAGUAGUGCUUCAAGUAACACACCUCCGGCUGGUCAACAAUCUUAUCCAGGAAAUCAAGCCCAACAUCAAGGUUUUGGUAAUCUAGGACCAGAAGGUGGUGCUCUCCCUUCAGGUUAUGGAAGUGGAACUCCUCCACCUGUUACAGUACCACAUUCAACUGGUCCUCUUGCUUAUCCAACAGCUGGAGGUGGGUUUCCUGAUCCAUCAUCAUAUGGUGGUCAAGCACAGUCGUAUUAUCAACAACCAUCAUACGGAGCUCCUCCGUCUGAUUCUAAAAAUAUCUCAUCGGAACCAAAAGAACAUAAAUCAGGUGGUGAUAACGAUUGGAUGACUACGGCUGGCAUUGCAGCUGCUUCUGCUGUCGGUGCAGGCGCUUUGGGUUUCCUUGGUGGUAAACUUUACUCUGAGCAUAAACAUGAAGAAGCGGGAAGUAAAGAUAAGCAUAAUAAAGAUGAAAAGGAUGAGAAAAAAUAUAAAGAUAAAGAUAAGCACAAAAAAGAUGAGAAAAAGGAUAAGCAUAAAGAUGAGAAAAAGGAUAAGCACAAAGAUGAGAAAAAGGAUAAGCAUAAAGACGAGAAGAAAGAAAAAAAGAAAGAUAAAAAAGAUCAUAAAUAA
Molecule: messenger RNA, 1071 nt
Organism: Funneliformis mosseae
Lineage: Eukaryota; Fungi; Glomeromycota; Glomeromycetes; Glomerales; Glomeraceae
Source: the annotation of a GenBank genome assembly